Messenger RNA from Trichosporon asahii var. asahii CBS 2479, 339 nucleotides. RefSeq lists its product as uncharacterized. The transcript has 3 exons. Gene Ontology annotation, cellular component: intracellular membrane-bounded organelle; endoplasmic reticulum membrane. NCBI's taxonomy places the organism in Eukaryota, Fungi, Basidiomycota, Tremellomycetes, Trichosporonales, Trichosporonaceae. Gene Ontology annotation, molecular function: heme binding. The record is from RefSeq and is a predicted model, not a curated record. The coding region runs from base 1 to 339 and encodes 112 amino acids.
AUGGCCGACGUCUCCGCUUCCCCCAAGGUCUACACCAUCGAGGACCUCCAGCAGCACAAGACCCGCGAGGACUGCUGGGUCCUCAUCUCCGGCAAGGUCUACAAUGUCACCAAGUUCCUUGACGAGACUGACGAACAGCACCCCGGUGGCGACGAGGUCCUGAUCGAGGAGGGAGGCCGUGACGCUACCGAGGCGUUCGAGGACGUCGGCCACUCGGACGAGGCCCGCGCGAUGCUCCCCAAGAUGCUCGUCGGCGACUUCAAGGGCGAGUCCAAGGUCAAGAAGUCGGCUGGCGCUGGCACCACCUCGGCCUCUGGCCAGCAGCAGCAGGGCAAGUGA